Messenger RNA from Paramacrobiotus metropolitanus, 4314 nucleotides. Its product is annotated as SKI3 subunit of superkiller complex protein-like. Gene Ontology annotation, cellular component: Ski complex. The record is from RefSeq and is a predicted model, not a curated record. Bases 279 to 4142 code for a protein of 1287 amino acids. Lineage: Eukaryota; Metazoa; Tardigrada; Eutardigrada; Parachela; Macrobiotidae. Gene Ontology annotation, molecular function: protein binding. The transcript has 11 exons.
GUAAAAAGUCGGGAAGAUGAUCGAAAAAUCCAAUAUUUGAAACAAAAAUAAAUAUUGCUUUGCACUGAUUGCUGAUUGCAGUACCGUUUUCCGUUCUUGGCAAAGUUCUGCUUUUGUCAUAUAGAAUUAUUUAUGAUGAUUAAUUUAUAGUACUGCCAGAAGUAACGUGCCUGUGGCGUUGCCACUGCUACUUCAACAAGAAUAUUUUGUGUACGGGAAGGCAUCUUUGCUGAUUUGCAUUUCUAGAAAGAGCCAGGCUUCCGAGACUUCGUUUCAGAAUGGUGGAAGCAGGCAAUACGCGUGUCCGCCUAAAGCGCGCCAAGGAGCUGAUUGACGAGCAGAAGUGGGAUAAGGCGCAGGACAUUCUGCAGCGUAUCUGCGAGGAGGACGGCGGGAACGCACCGGCGCUGUUGCUGAGCGGAAAGUGCGCCUUGGAGCUACAGCAGCGCGACAAGUCGCUGCAGCAGUUUCGCCGCGCGCUGGCAACUCAAAGCGAACUGCUGGCGGCCUGGCAGGGACUCCUGGCCUGGCACAAGCGUUUCGCGCCGACCGUUGCGGGAGAAGUGGAGGACCAUCAGCUUCUGGAGGGUUAUCGGCGCUGUCUGGAGGCCCUGGAGAAGGAUGAGCAGCAGGCGGCGAUGAUGAAGCCCAAAGUGAUGGAGUAUCUGCAGGGGUAUGCGCCCCUCCUUGCCGCCACAGGAAAGAUGGAGGAAGCGCUGACAACUUGGGGACGUUUGGCGGAGUUAGCUACGGGCUACGGCAACAAGGAGACGCGUCUCCACGCCUACCGCGCUAUCAUUCGCGCCAUCGUUCCUCUACCGAACAAACACCAGACCGACUUCCUCACAGCACUGCCGCCUGACCGUCUCCAGCUGCUGCUGACCACCUUUGACGCCCUGCUCAGCGAGUACGAUGUGGCGACGCUGGAAGAUGGCUAUGCGCAGGAGCACUUGAGUGUUAUGCUGCGCUUGCAGCGCCUGGUGGAUGCAGAAACUCUUGCCCACAAAUACCGCGAGCAGUACAAGGAAAUGGUGCCUUUUGCCGUGGCCGUCCUGUACAUGCUGCAGUUAGAGCGUGAUCUGCGUGGUCAACCCGUCAAGGAACCGGAAAUGAAUGCCCUGCAGGAAACUGUCGCUUCGUGGGACGCCCAGCAUCCGUUGGUCCGCAUCAAGAAAGCCCUCACGGCCUACCGCCAGCACGGUUUCGCUAAAUGCUGCGAAUUAUUGGAGAAGGCCCUUUUGAGCGCCAAGGGCUGGUCAAGUCUGCCGACCGCUUACCACGUUCCUCUUCUUCAGCACAUCGAUCUGUUGUGUCGCAAAUAUCUUGCAAUCGCUUGGAUUUGUGUGGGCGGAGAGCGGCUGGCGGACGCUGUGACGAUGAUGGCUGACUAUGCGUCGCGAAUGCCCCAGCCGGAUUGGGAGGUGUACUUUUAUUCUGGUUUCGCGCAGUUUAUUCUCGGCCGAACGGCGGCUGCGGAAGCGACACAACGGGAUGGAUCUCAGGCGUUUGCUGGGCAAACAGAUAGGAGUGAGCAGAUGCUGGUGGACUCCCUUAAGGGAAUCUUUUGUUUUGACCGUGGGGACUUUCAGGCUGCCGCCGAUUUAUUGGAAAGUGCAUUACUAGUCCGCGAGGACAAUUAUCUCUUCCAUUAUUAUUUAUUCCGUUGCCUGUGGGAUGCCGGGCAGCGGGAUCCGCGACGUUGUCUGAAGCAUCUCAAACGCGCCUUGCAGCUCUACCCUGAUUUCGCUGUUGCUCACAUGUAUCUCGGUUUAUGGACUUGGCUGCAGGACCGCGACAUCGAGGCGGCGCGCAGCCAUUUGGUGAAAUCCCAUGCUCUUUUGCCCAACGAUCCUGUUAUCGUGCGAACCCUCACUGACUACCUGACGGUGGCCUACAAGGAUGUCGAGGCGGUGCAGAUUCUGCAACAAGCGUUGAGCAGUCGGGUGUUUUCGUAUGAAGCGGCUCGAUGGAUGCGCUUGCGGCUGGCGCUGCUGUGCUACCGGAAUAAACUGUGGAUGGAAUGCAUCAGUUAUCUGCGGCAGAGUAUUGUUGAUUUUCCCCAAGAGCGUCUGGUUCAAGAGCUACUGGGAGAUGCGCUGGCUUUCCGUGGAAAUUACGGCAGUGCGGAAGGGACUUUCGCGAAGGUUGUAGAGAAAUUCGGAAGCGCACCUGAGCUGACCGCAUACAGCUCUUACCGGCGCGCUACCAUUAAGCAGACGAUGAAGAUGGACGAAGAGGCCGAGUUGGAGCUGGUGCUGUUGAGGGAGCAGUCGCCGUGGUUCCGCUAUAUGUGCCUGCAAAAUCUGGCCUUACUAUCCAUAGGGAAAGCGCAGUUGGCCUUUGAGGAGUAUCGUCCGCGAGAAGCCUUGCAAGCCAUUCAAACUGCACUGGAUCUCUUAACCGAAAUUGUCCUAUCCGGAAAUGUAUCUGUGAUGGUGUGGACGAUCCUGGGCGAUGCGUGCCUCUUAGCGCGUCACUGUCGUCCUGGGAGCGCUGUUCCCUGCGUCCUGCUCAUCGACCAGUUUCUUUGGGACGGAUCGCCUUCCGGUCAGCGCGUCGAAUUAAACGCGCGCCAGGCCAUCUAUCUAGCGACGUUGUUCUACUCCGCCGCCAUCGGCUUAAAGCGCGCUUCUGCCCGACUUUGGGAGCGUUUAACCAUGGCCUAUCUUGCCCUCGCUGAGCGGCUGGCGUUAUCCGCCGAGAAGGACGCGGCGCACCAAUGGUGGAACAAGUCCCUGUUGGCCGCUAAAGAGAUGCUGCAGCGAAACCCAUUAGAUCCGUCGUUGUGGACCACGCUGGGCAUGGUGCUUACGUCGUCUGUGGGGAAGAGCGGGGACAGUAGUCUGAUGGCGGAUGCAGCGCGAAGUCUGACAAAGAGCCUGCAGCUGUACAAUCGGGCCCGCAUCAAUCCGACUUGUACGGCUGCCAGCUGGACGUGUCUGGGUUAUCUGCUGCUCAACGCUAAGCGGUAUAUACCGGCCCAUAAAAUGCUAAAAUUGGCGCAAAAUGCCGACCCCGGUCAGGCGGCCGCCUGGCUAGGUCAGGCGUGGUGCGCCGAGCGAACGGGGCACACUUUGGAAGCGAUGGAUCUGUGCCGCCAUGCUUGUGCUCUGGGCCGACCGCACGAAGCCAUGCAUCGCUACGCUGAAUGGGUCGUUUGGGUUUUGUUGAAAAGUCAGCUGGACCAGAAUUUGUUGUGGGAAGUCAUUGGUCGGCUGGAUGCUGUGCCCACCGCGUUAGACUACCUUGGCCAGUACAAACAUAUUAUGGGCGAGAGCAGCAAAUCCUGUAUGUUGACCUGCAUUCUCGCAGAAUGGGCGGGUCUGUUGCGGACUGGAUUGGAUCAGGCCCAGAAUGCAUUGCAACUGUGCGCCGAAACUGGCGUCGCGUUCGGCAAGCAUCAGCAGAAACUUGUGGAUGAAUCCAGGUUGAAUCUGGCACGGUUCUUGAGCGAAAUCAACCGGCACAGCGAAGCUCUGGAUAUGUUAAGCAGUGUGGAAAGUGAGCCAUCACGGUGCAGCAUACUGUUGUUGCUGCUGGUGCACUUCCGACUGGGUAACUACGAGGACGCCGACGGACUGAUAGAAGUGCUCACUGAGAUGGACGCCGGCGAUGCACAGUUCAGUGGCUGUGUGCAGAUGUUGCGCUGUGUCGUGAAGCUGUACUGGUUGAUGCAAAGCGGCGGUGUGGAUGCUGGCAGUAUGCCCGAAAUGAAUGAAGCCACUCCGUUUGCAAUGCGACAGCGUGAUUGCUAUCGAUCGCUCAUCGGCGAAAAGGCACAAUCAACUGUCGAAGGUCUAGCUCUGCUCUUGGCGGUUCCUAGUGGAAUCAGUGUCGCUAGUCGAAUGCUUCACAUGCGUCCGGAACGCCCGGAUGUGCGUCUCUAUGUGGCCGAAGCGCUGCAGUCUUUCGACAUGGAGUUGGCACAACAUUUCGCAUUCACAGCCAUCAUGCUCAACGAGUGGAUGUGUGGCGACCACGGAGCGGCCGUGCAGCCGCGUCAUCUGGCAACCGGUGCUAACCGCAUCCCUUACCAUUCCCAACUGCAGCCCAACAUUCUCCAUUUUCUGCUCAAGGACGGACAAGGGACGGGGCAGCUACAGCAACAGGCGGUGCGAUUGUUUCCGUGGUUAAUUGGUUGAUUGACGUAACUUUGCGAGGCAAUAAGGUGACCGGUCUUUCCAUUUUUUUUUUAUUACAGUUGGUUUUAACAGUUGUUAUCUUUCCACACAAUCAUUUGCGAGCUUUCCUACUCGCGGACAGCACAUUAAGCGCGUAUACUAAUAAACUAAAACAUAAAAUCUGAGUAUCACA